Messenger RNA from Amphiprion ocellaris (clown anemonefish), 6066 nucleotides. RefSeq names its product melanocortin receptor 5-like. Gene Ontology annotation, cellular component: membrane. NCBI's taxonomy places the organism in Eukaryota, Metazoa, Chordata, Actinopteri, Pomacentridae. The record is from RefSeq and is a predicted model, not a curated record. Bases 194 to 1255 code for a protein of 353 amino acids. Gene Ontology annotation, molecular function: melanocortin receptor activity. Gene Ontology annotation, biological process: G protein-coupled receptor signaling pathway. The transcript has 5 exons.
UGCCUCUGUCUUUCCCUCCCUCAGUUUCUCUCUCUCUCACAGCUCAGCAUCUCCUCUUUCCCGAUGCGUAGAUCCACUGUUCUGAUGCUCCACAGAGACAUCAUCCAGUCCAUCUGAGCAACUUGUGGGAAGGAUUUGAGUCACAGCUCCUGCGAGAGCCUGCUUUAUAAAUGGCGCCCAGAUUAGCGCUGCAAUGAUUUGGACCAGAGUCACAGCAGGGAUGAACGUGUCUGAUGGGUCCUCCUACCAGGAGGAGGAGCUGCUGGGUAACUCCACCUGGGCCUACUCCUACUACCAUCAGAACUACACCCUGGCCCCUCCACUGCUUCCAGACAAGAGCAGCACCUCCAAACCUGUAGGAUGUGAACAGGUCCACAUCGCUGUGGAGGUCUUUUUGAUCCUGGGUAUCAUCUCCUUGCUGGAGAACAUCUUGGUUAUCACAGCCAUAGUAAAGAACAAGAACCUUCACUCUCCCAUGUACUUCUUUGUAUGUAGCCUGGCAGUCGCUGACAUGCUGGUGAGUGUGUCCAACGCCUGGGAGACCAUCAUCAUUUACCUCCUCAACAACAGACAGCUGGUAGUGGAGGACCACUUCAUCCGGCAGAUGGACAACGUGUUUGACUCCAUGAUCUGCAUCUCUGUCGUUGCAUCCAUGUGUAGCCUGCUGGCUAUCGCCGUGGACAGGUAUGUCACCAUCUUCUACGCACUGAGGUACCACAAUAUCAUGACAGUGAGGAGAGCCGGCUGCAUCAUCGGAGGAAUUUGGACCUUCUGCACUAGCUGCGGGAUCGUCUUCAUCAUCUACUCAGACACCACCCCUGUCAUUAUCUGCCUGGUUUCAAUGUUCUUCGCCAUGCUGCUCAUCAUGGCCUCCCUCUACAGCCACAUGUUCAUGCUAGCCCGCUCACACGUCAAGCGCAUCGCCGCCUUGCCGGGCUACAACUCCAUCCACCAGCGGGCCAGCAUGAAGGGGGCCAUCACGCUCACCAUCCUCCUAGGAAUCUUCAUCGUCUGCUGGGCUCCCUUUUUCCUCCACCUGAUCCUGAUGAUCUCCUGCCCUCGGAACCUCUACUGUGUUUGCUUUAUGUCCCACUUCAACAUGUACCUCAUCCUCAUCAUGUGCAACUCAGUGAUCGACCCGCUCAUCUACGCCUUCAGGAGUCAGGAGAUGAGGAAGACUUUUAAGGAGAUCAUCUGUUGUUACAGUCUGAGGAACGCCUGCACCAACAUCUGUGCUCUGACCGGUAAGUACUGAGAAAUAGACACUGAGAAGACCAAUGACAGGGCAGCAUGAAGUGACUGAAUCUGACACUGGAGCAUAAAUAUGGGAGAUUGAAGAUACACUACCCGAGGACUGCAAGUUUCAGUCAGUAAAGUGUGUAGUUACAUUUUUGUGUUCUGUCCAGUUGCUAUUGAAAAGUAUGAGCCGGAAAUUGGACUGGAACAAUAAACUUUCUCCUAAUGUAUCCACCCCGUUCACAAAGAGCCUCCUUUAUUAGGUGCAUUUGAGCAUCUUGCUAGCACCAUCUGAAGUCAUGAUUCAUCUGAAAGUACGUCACAGAGGCCUGUUUGUGGCCUACUUUUCAUUUCUUUUGUCCUUUUUUCUUUAGCCUUCUUUUAAAUCAGUGACAUUAUUAUUAUUGGCAGCCAGAAUAUGACUAUCAUGGUAGCCAAAUCAAUAACAGCAUACCUUUUUUACACUGUCUUCAUUUGUGAGAGUGCUUAUAUACUUGCGUUUAAUUACGCAUGAUGGCUAGUCCACGUACACAGUGUUGCCUCACAGCUGAUGCACAUUCUUUGAAAUUAACACAACGCAUAAAUGAAUCGCUGAGACAGAAAAGUUAGUACCAGACGGGGAAAAUUUUGAAGUGAAGUCAGAUCUUGUCUAUAAUUAUCCUCGUUUAUAUGAUGUAUUUUGCUGUUCCUGCUUUCCCCCCCGAUCACUGCAACAUUAAAUGGGAACUUUGGUGAUUUUACACAUCAUAGUCUGUUUUCAGAUGCUGACGAGAGCUACUGUAUGUGUGGAGAAGUUUUUUUUUUUUUUUAAGCCUUUUGUGUCUGCAGAGUUUCAAAGUAUCUGCAAACUCUUUAUUAUCAAAUUUAAUGCUUUAAAGACCCUUUUAAGACCUCAACUGAGAAAAUGUAUUACCAUUUCUACUACAAAGAAAUGUGUGUUUGCACUAGGUGAUAUAUUUAAAAUAAAUAAUAAAAUAAUACUGAGGCUUUUAUAAUACUGAAUGCAAAAUGACACACAAUACUCCCAAAACAUAAUAAUUAUUAAGAGAGAACUAUAGUUUAAAAUGUCAGCAUCCUGUAUAUGUCCUUAGUUUAACAUCAUUUGUAUUAUUUCUUUAUUUCCUGACUCAUCCUACCUUGAGAGACUAUACAUAUAUAGGGACUGUGAUUCUUUUAUCAAGAAUCCUAUAUCUGUAUUCCACUUUGCAUCAUUCAUGUUAUACCAGUGCAGUGGAGAAAAACAUACGUAAAAUGAGGACAAAAACAGCCAGCUUGUUUUUUUUUUUUUUUUUGCAUGAUUGGCUGGAUGUUUACCAGUUUGGCUGUUACAAGGUCGACUUUUUGCAGCGAGGGGUGGGAUGUAUGUCAAACAACGGCCAUCAUUCUUUUAUUGAUUUCUGUUCAUGAUUCUUUAAGUGGUGAUUCUCUACCGUAUAGUAUCUGGCCUGAACUGCAGUCAUGUUGCAAGUGGGAAAUGUUUCUAAUAUUUGACAUAGACAAGGAAUGUGAAAUUUAAAAAAAAAGAUCAACAUCUCUAUUUCUGAUCAAUGAAUAAAAAAUACUUUUUAUAAUAAUAAUAAUACAUUUUAUUUGUAAUGCACUUUUCAUUUCAGAAAAAUCUCAAAGUGGUGCAUUAAAGAUAUAAAAGGAUAAAACAAAAACAAACAGGUAAAAUAAAAAUAAGAAAUAAAAAUUUCAGGGACAUGUUUAAUUAAAAGCAUUGUUUAAAAGAAAGGUCUUAGGCCUUUUUUUAAUAACAUCCACUAUCUGUGGAGCUCUCGGGAGGUCAGGGAGGGAGUUCCAGAUGUGAGAGGUGGCUGAGUGGAAGGCUCUGUCUCUAAGGUCUGGAGCUUGGUUCUGGGCAGGCUGAGCAGGUGGCAGUUAUUGGGGCAGAGCUUUCGUGUGGGCGAUUGGUGGCAGAUGUGUUGUUUCAGAUCGUCCGGGGCGUUGCCAUGAAUGUACUGAUGGGUGAGGAGAGUGAUUUUGUACUGAAUUCUGAAGAAGAUGGGGAGCCAGUGGAGGGAAUGGAGGAUGGGUGUGAUGAAGUCUUGCUUCUCAUCAGGAUCCUAGCCGCACUGUUUUUGAAUGUAUUGGAGUUUUUGCAGGCUCUUGCUAGGGAUCCUGAUGAGCAGUGCUUUGCAGUAGUCCAGCCUGCAGGAGACAAAGGCGUGGACGAGUUUCUCCGUGUCAGAAAGGGUGAAGGUGGGACAGAGUUUGGUAGUAUUUUUGAGGUGGAAAAACGAAGACUUCUAAUCCCCACAUCCAAAUUAGCAGGGCACUCUUUUAAAUUAAGUGCACACAAAGAACUCAGACAGGUACAUAAACACUGGAAACAAACCAACACAGGAAAAAACAGUGCAUCAACUGUGUGAAAUAAAACAGCAAGGCCAAUCAAAUAUGUGCUUGGUCACAGAGAUUCCUUUGUAGUGUAAAGGCUUACUGGGCCAUUAAGGAACAAGCAACCAUCAAAGACGUCAUGUGGAUUUAAAAAAAAAAAAAAACUUCAACAUGCAACUUUAGCAUGGAAAAUUGCUGUUUGUCUGCUGCUGUAUUUUCCAGUGUUGUUUUCCUCAUAACUAUGGCCAUGAUCUUUGGCUAAUAUCUGAGUUUUUGUGCCUAAACCUAAACAAACCUCGACCAUCACAGUGGCAGGUCAGAAUAUGGUCAUGUGAAACACUAUCCAUUGUUUUGGGAGUCACAGACAAAUUAUGUUGUUCUGUGAACAAGAAAAUUGUGCUCAAGGCAAGGACACACUGUGAAUUCUGAAAUGGUUAUAAAUAUGAUUUGGGUGUUGGACAGAUGUUUGACGGGAUUGCCAACUGGGAUGAAACAAGAUCACAAUGAAGCCCUGAGAGAAAAGGAUAAUGGAGAAGGGAUGCAGCCAGUGUCACACCAAGCUGGAAAAAUAAAGGAAGGAAAGUUAACUAUUUGUUCUAAAGAAUUACAGCAGGAUGACAGAGAGGGAUGGUGGGUAAUAGUACAGCUCAUUUGCUUUAUCCCCAGCUGUAUAUAAUCCUUGAAUGUAAAGCAGUGCAGCUUAAAAGCAGCUGGACUCUAUCUGUGAAUAAACAACCACUUUCAGCAGCUGAAAGAACGAUCACAACACUACUAUGUUGGCAUCCAAUACUCCAUAGCUGCCCAAAACAUUACUGUGAGAGUCAUUCAUGGGUGUUUUAGUACAACACACUGCAAAUGCUUCUGGAAAUGUGAGGUCACCUACCUCCACGAUAUUCAGCAUGUUGUCAGUUGUAUUUGUGUUGUUAUUGCUGUUUAUGCCCCUUUCUGUCAGAGACUUAAAAAUCUGUGCAACUAAUCAACAAUUCUUGGAACAUUUCUGCCCACCUUUAGGUUUGUUUUCUUUCAGAAAACCAAAAUGACAAACUGCCUGAGACUGCCUCUCACAUUACAGCCACUGUUAUAUAGCAAGUAAAUGAGCACAGACAAACAAGCACAAAAAUACAAUUCUGUGUAGAAUAAAAGAAGACAGAAAAGAACACCAGCCUCCGCAUCUCCAAGGUCUUUUCCUCAUAAUAUGUGAUCCAAGUUUUAUCUAAUCCAAGCUGGUUAUCUUUCAACAGAUUUAUCUAAUUGUCUGACUGAAGCAGUGGAUCAUGUGUUUAUACCUCAAGCAACCUGAGAAACCAUUAUUUGUCUAUGGCCUCAGACAUGCUGUACAUUAUCUUGUUUGUAAUUGUCAGCAGGGAAAAGUUGUCUGCUUGCUGAACUUUCUGACGGCAUCCUCAGCCAAUUUUCUGUGUGCCCUGCUGCUGCAUUAUUGCUACAGUAAACAAGCAGCUUCCUCAAAUCUGCCAGUGUUCAGUAGCACAGCAGGUUCUGCUCUGAUUUGAAUGUGAAGUCACGCUCUCUAUUCUGUCCAUGUGGUCUCGUUAUAUUGCCUCCCUGCCUAAUCUGUAUUAAAUUAUGUAAAGAUGCCAUGAGUUCAUGUACAAAAUGUAUAAAUGAAUGUACAAAUUGCUACAUAGUGCUCUCUGUAAGUGUGUGUUGGUGGUGCCUUCCUCCCAACUGAGAUGUCUGACAGAUUUUUAUUGCAACAUGCAGUCGUCCACUGGAACAGCCUUUUCAUACAGAAUGCGACACAUCACUGCUGCAUGGUAGAUGCUUACAAAAAAAACAAAAAACGAGUUCAUAUUUAUUGCACAAGCAAGAGCAAGCCAUUUGUAUUGUUGGUGUUCUCAGGCUUUAUGCACAUAGAGAUGUCUGUACAGCAAACAUAAAGAAAACUGUGUUCAAAGGAAGCUAUUCUCUGUUCUGUGUUGUAAUUGCCUUAUUGUGGCUUCCUUUAAAGUUUAAUGUGAAGUCUUUGAAUAAGUGAAAUCAAAAGAAGAGCAUAUGAAUAUGCUCACAAAUGUACAAAGCAAGGAAAAGUACUUUUGUUCAAGCUGGUUGAUAUACAUUGAAUGUAUUUGUUUUCCUUUAUUUAAUGAAGAGAAGACGUCACAUUUGUUCACUGUGCAUUCACCGCCAACACAACAUAUCUGUGCAAUUAUGCAAAAUGAUUCACUGUUACUGACUGUACAGUACUCAGUUCUUGUUCCCACAGAAACAGCAGCACUAAACACUGCAUGUGAUGUUACACUGGACAGAGAUUAAGUCCCCAUCAUGACUGCUGAUUGCAUGCUAAAUAAUUUGUGUAUGUGCAGUGAGAGGAUAUUACAAGCUGUGGGGACCCGUCUCAGCUAAUCAAGUGGUGCUAUGAAGGAAUUUAAAUGUGAGCGCCGCUUGAAAUGACAGAUGUUUGUGUUGGCUACGUGGUUUAAGGUGUAUUAUUUUAUUUAAAAGUGUCUGAAUAAAAGCAAAUGAUAAAACUGA